GGAAAGGCCAGCCCUACCCAGAUCUCCUCCCCCAGGCCCAGUCCCCUCACAGGACGCCCCCUCCCCGCUCUUCCUGCCGGGUUUCCUCUCGCCUUUUCCUGUCCCCCACCCAGUGCUGGGAGCUGGGGCAGAGGCAAAGGCUGAACAGGAGCAGCGGGGUCAGGAACCAACCAGGGCCAACGGAGCCAGGGCCCCGGGGUGCUGCUGGGACCUGAAGCAGGGGCCAUGCUAUCUGGUGAACGGAAGGAGGGCGGAAGCCCCCGCUUCGGGAAGCUCCAUCUCCCCGUGGGCCUGUGGAUCAAUUCUCCCAGGAAGCAGCUGGCCAAGCUGGGGCGGCGCUGGCCCAGCGCUGCCUCUGUUAAGUCGUCUUCUUCGGACACGGGGAGUCGCAGUAGCGAGCCGCUGCCCCCGCCGCCGCCGCACGUGGAGUUGCGGCGAGUGGGCGCGGUCAAGGCGGCCGGGGGAGCCUCGGGGAGUCGCGCCAAACGCAUCUCCCAGCUCUUUCGGGGCUCGGGGACCGGGGCCACGGGGUCCGGCGGCGCGGGAGGCCCCGGGACUCCGGGGGGCGCCCAGCGCUGGGCCAGCGAGAAGAAGCUGCCGGAGCUGGCGGCGGGCGUGGCCCCCGAGCCCCCGCUGGUCACGCGCGCCACGGCGCCCCCGGGGGUCCUCAAGAUCUUCGGCGCCGGGCUGGCGUCGGGCGCCAACUACAAGAGCGUGCUGGCCACUGCGCGCUCCACGGCACGCGAGCUGGUGGCCGAGGCGCUGGAGCGCUACGGGCUGGCGGGCAGCCCCGGCGGCAGCCCGGGCGAGAGCAGCUGCGUGGACAUUGUGAAACUGGCAGAGAAACACUAG
Leptonychotes weddellii (Weddell seal) is the source of this 852-nucleotide messenger RNA. Lineage: Eukaryota; Metazoa; Chordata; Mammalia; Carnivora; Phocidae. The record is from RefSeq and is a predicted model, not a curated record.